AGAGUCGGGAGUUUGUGAGCCUUAGCAUCAGCACUAUCGAUCUUCUACGCAUGCGCAGAUGCACUGUAACUGUGCGAAACUUUAAAUGCGCAUGAGCAGAAGAUCGAUAGUGCUUUGAUGUUCGAUGUGGUACAAACUCCCUUAUAUUAUUUGUUAUUGGUCGUGGUGAUUCGCCUGUCAUUGGUCGAUGAACGAACUUGCGCAGCGGAAAGCGUGAAUGCUUGUAGUGGUGUCGAGGAUCUGUCAAAACGGGAGUGAGGUUAUGCAGUGUCACGCCUAUGUCGAAUAUGUCUGACUGUAUUAAGCAUACAUUCUUAAUAUUCUCAUAAAAAAUCUUAUCGUACGUGUGGUUUUUAAGAAGUCUUCAUUUCGAACGGAAACAAUCUCACAACCAUGGCUGAUACAUUCCAAGUCGUGACAUCUGAUUUUCUCAAUGUUACAAUUACUAUUUCCCAUCAUAAUUCUCAAUGUAUUGAAAAGAGAUUUCAGAAAGGCAUAACAAUUGCCGAGUUGAAAGGAAAACUUGAAUUACUAACUGGAGGAUGUUCUACCACUAUGAAAAUUGAAAUAUAUAAUAAAGACGACGUUUUAGUUUGUAGUCUUGAUAGUGAUGAUGCUCUUCUUGGGUCAUACCCAGUUAAUGAUGGAAUGCGCAUGCAUGUAAUUGACAAGUUUGUUUUACAAAGUGAAAUGGAUGACCUUUCUAAAACGGAAAAAUUUGAACUAUCUGAAGAAGACUAUUCCAAGAGAACAGACACAUUGAAAUAUUAUUUGGAACGCAACAGACUGGGAAAAUAUAAUGAAGAAGAAGUUCGAAAAAGAGAAGAGGAAAAAAAGAAGGAAGCCGAAGCAGAAGAAGCAAUUGCAAAAUCUGUAAAAAUUGGAGAUCGUUGUGAAGUCAGAGUUCCAGGUCAACCAGUCAGAAGAGCUACUAUAAUGUUUGCUGGUCAAGUUGAAUUUAAAGGUGGUUGGUGGAUAGGUGUUAAAUAUGACGAACCCUUGGGCAAAAAUGAUGGCUCGGUUAAUGGCAAAAGAUAUUUUGAGUGUUCACCCAAAUAUGGUGGUUUUGUUAAACCUUCAAAUAUAACUGUGGGAGACUUUCCAGAAGAAACAUUUGAUCUUGAUGAAAUGUGAAGAGUGCUGGAAAUAUUUCAUGAACUUAUCUAACAUUAAAUGCACAAUUGCUUUCGUGACACUUCUGUUUUGCAAAUGUAACAUCGAUCUUAGUGAGACCAUUGGACAGUUUAGGUUCAUCCAGUUCAAUAAAUACUAAUCUUGGAGCUGUUUUUCAUUUCUAACUGUUUAACUUCCCGUAAUGUACAUUUUAUUGAAUGCUUGUAUGAAAUUUUAUGAGAAAAAUGUUAUUACAUAUCUGUAAUUAGUAACCAUUUUUGUGUAUGAUUAUAUGCUUUUUCUGGUAAGAUUUAAAAAAAAUCGUCCUAAAUAAAAUUAUUCUAAACAUUUUGUAAAGA
Messenger RNA from Gryllus bimaculatus (two-spotted cricket), 1472 nucleotides. NCBI's taxonomy places the organism in Eukaryota, Metazoa, Arthropoda, Insecta, Orthoptera, Gryllidae. The record is from the annotation of a GenBank genome assembly.